Messenger RNA from Cynoglossus semilaevis (tongue sole), 3780 nucleotides. Its product is annotated as atrial natriuretic peptide receptor 1-like. Gene Ontology annotation, cellular component: plasma membrane. The record is from RefSeq and is a predicted model, not a curated record. Lineage: Eukaryota; Metazoa; Chordata; Actinopteri; Pleuronectiformes; Cynoglossidae. The transcript is spliced from 20 exons. The coding region runs from base 1 to 2439 and encodes 812 amino acids. Gene Ontology annotation, biological process: intracellular signal transduction; cGMP biosynthetic process; receptor guanylyl cyclase signaling pathway. Gene Ontology annotation, molecular function: peptide receptor activity; ATP binding; guanylate cyclase activity.
AUGUUCGUCUGCUGCUCCCCCGACGUCUUCAGGAAGCUCAUGGUCCAGUUCCGUCGCGCCGACCUCGCUCACGAAGAAUACGUCUUCUUCUACAUCGACGUGUUCGGCGACAGCCUCAACUCACCAAACAGACAACCGUGGGAGCGCGGGGACGAGGACGACGCGGACGCCAAGGAGGCCUUCCAGAGCGUGAAGAUCCUGACGUACCGCGAGCCUCAGAACCCGGAGUACAGGGAGUUCGUGGAGAACCUGAAGACCGACGCCAAGAGCAUGUUCAACUACACCAUCCAGGACUCGCUGAUGAACAUCAUAGCCGGAGGGUUCUACGACGGCCUGAUGCUUUACACCCGCGCUCUCAACGAGAGCAUGUCGGUGUCUGGGGGUCGACCUCCAGGUAAAGAUGUCACCGAACGGAUGUGGAACCGGACAUUCCACGGUGUGACGGGACUCGUUCAGCUGGACGAGACCGGAGACCGAGAGACGGACUUCGCUCUGUGGGACAUGAUCGAUGCUAACACAAGUGACUUCCAGAUCGUUCUGGCCUAUAACAGCUCAGAGGAACAGUUGACAGCCAUACCUGGGACGUCCCUGCUGUGGCUGGGCGGAGCGCCUCCUCCUGAUGUUCCACUCUGUGGUUUCAAGAACGACAACCCGAUCUGCCUGGCCAAAACCAUCACCAUCCACCAGAUGGUCUCCAUCGUGGUCGUCUUCAUCUUCACCAUGAUGCUGACCGUCGCCGUCUUCGUCUACAGGAGGAUGAAGCUGGAGAAGGAGCUGGUGGCUCAGCUCUGGAGAAUCACCUGGGACGACAUUCAGAUGAGCAACAUGAUCAAAGUUCUGAGGAGCAACAGCAGAAUCACACUGUCACUGCGUGGCUCAAACUAUGGCUCCCUGAUGACGGCAGAGGGGAAUAUGCAGAUUUUUGCCAAAACAGGUUAUUACAAGGGAAACAUCGUCGCCAUCAAAUACAUCAACAGGAAACGAAUCGAGCUGAACAGGAAGGUGUUGUUUGAACUCAAACAUAUGCGCGACGUCCAGAACGAACAUUUGACCCGUUUCAUCGGAGCGUGCAUCGAUCCGCCCAACAUCUGUAUCGUCACUGAGUACUGCCCACGAGGAAGUCUGCAGGACAUUCUGGAGAACGACAGCAUCUCUCUGGACUGGAUGUUCAAGUACUCUCUCAUCAACGACCUCGUCAAGGGAAUGGUUUUCCUCCACAACAGCGUCAUCUUCUCUCACGGAAAACUCAAGUCGUCCAACUGUGUGGUGGACAAUCGCUUCGUCCUCAGGAUCACCGACUACGGUUUGUCCAGCUUCCGCUACGACAGCGACUCGGGAAAAGACGCCCACUGCUACUACACUCAGAGGUUAUGGAUGGCGCCGGAGCUGCUCAGGAUGGAGGCUCCGCCCCCACACGGAACACAGAAAGGAGACAUCUACAGCUUCGGCAUUAUCCUCCAGGAGGUGGCGCUGCGACGGGGGGUUUUCUACCUUGAGGGAGACCCACUCAGCCCCAAAGAGAUCGUGGACCGGGUGAUUCUGGGCGAGUGGCCCUGCCUGAGGCCCAGCUUGGACCCUCAGAGCCACAGUCCAGAACUGGGCCAGCUGAUGCAGCGCUGCUGGGCGGAGGAGCCGACAGAGAGACCGGAGUUCAACCACAUUCAGCUGCUGCUACGUAAACAGAACAAGGAGUCCAGAACCAACAUCCUGGACAACCUUCUGUCUCGCAUGGAGCAGUACGCCAACAACCUGGAGGAGCUGGUGGAGGAGAGAACGCAGGCGUACCACGAGGAGAAACGCAAGGCCGAGGCCCUGCUCUACCAGAUACUACCACACUCAGUGGCGGAGCAGCUGAAGCGAGGAGAGACGGUCCAGGCCGAGGCCUUCGACUCCGUCACCAUCUACUUCAGUGACAUCGUGGGCUUUACGGCCAUUUCAGCAGAGAGUACUCCGAUGGAGGUGGUGGCGCUGCUCAACGACCUCUACACGUGUUUUGACGCCAUCAUUGACAACUUUGACGUUUACAAGGUGGAGACCAUCGGCGACGCAUACCUGGUGGUGUCCGGUGGGAACCUCCACGGCAGAGAGAUCGCCCGCAUGGCCCUGGCUCUACUGGACGGAGUCAGAACCUUCAAGAUCCGACACCGAGCCGAGCAGCAGCUGAAGCUGAGGAUCGGGAUCCACAGCGGUCCAGUGUGUGCGGGGGUGGUGGGUCUGAAGAUGCCUCGUUAUUGUCUGUUUGGCGACACGGUAAACACAUCAUCACGUAUGGAGUCCAGUGGUGAAGCGCUGAAGAUCCACGUGUCGGCGGCGACCCGCGACGUCCUGCUGCAGUUCAACUGUUUCCAGCUGGAGCUCCGAGGAGAGAUCGAGGUCAAGGGCAAAGGAAAGAUGACCACUUACUGGCUGCUGGGAGAGAGCAGCAGCAGCAGCCAAUGAGAGAGGGGAGAGAGCCAGGAGUCAGGGGUCAGGAGGUCGAGCUCCUCCUCCGUGAAUGAAGGACCAGGAACACAGCGGUACAAACGUUAGAGACAGAGAAAAAUAUUUAAUGAAACUGUAGUGAAGAGGAGGAGGAAGAGGAGGAAGAGGAGGAGAACCUGCUGCUGCAGAAACAACAGAUCCUGUCCAGUCCUUCACACUGUCAGACUGCCCCCUGUUGGUACAAAGUUCCCUGUGGACUAACAGGUAAGGUCUGAUGUCACCGCUCUACUGAUGUGUAUGUUUGGUGAAAAUCACAAUAAUGACAUCACAGCUACAGGCCCCGCCUCCCUGAACUCUGGACAGUCACUGAACUAAAACAUGAGGCGGAAGAAGAAGAAGAAAAAAAACUCUAAUAUUUGUCUAAAGUCAUCGUUAGAGACAGGUAAGUCCACAAAGAUGUUAAACCUUAGCUCAUGGUUUUUUGUUGUUUUUUUAAGUUUCCUGCUUUGUCUCUUUUCAUGUUAUUAAGGAUCCGUACAGCAGCUCCAUGAGAACUGUUUAAAAAGUGAGGCUGUUGUCUUUGAACAGGUGUUUGUCUGUGUUUAAAUCCCUGUUAAAGGGAUCGUUUUAAGGUUUGUUUUGUCGCUGUUAAGAGGUACAUGAUAAAAAAACUUUAGGAACAAAACAAACAAAAAAAAAGACAUAGAAAAUAAAAACUUCACCCAAUUCAGUCUGACAGGUUUGUUUUUGAAACUCCUGGUGAGAAACCUAAAUUUUUGUCAGUUUAUAAAAUUACAAGCUCCUCUGCUGUGUCGUCUGCUAAAACUGAAUUAAGGCCUGGAUCAGGUUCUGGCCAAUCAGGACUGUUCCUUAACAUUCAGUUCCCGGUGCUGGACUUUGUUCCUGUGGUUGAAACAGUAGAAUAAGAUUAGUCAAAACUGUAGAUUAAAAUGUUUUUGUCUUGUAGCACUACCGCCCCCUACUGAGAAUUAAAAACUAUAACGUGUUUUAUGAAUGCAGCCAAACAAAUCAUGACAUUAAUCUUUACAAAAAAAAAAAACCAAACAAACCUGAGUUUUUUUUUCUCAAAAUGGUUUAUUUCAAAUCAGAAAGUAAAAAUUUGCAGCUGUUUUUUUCCCAGGUUGUUAUCAUUAAAUAUAUUUUUACAUAUUUUUAUACAAAAUAAAAAUAAACAAAGGAGCUUUUUGUUUAUUUACAGGAGAAACUUUCUGAGCAUGAUGGAUUUAAAAACAAGGAAAGACGCUUGUGUUAGUUUUAAACUUUUACUAAAAAAUUUACACUGUGACGAAUGUGAACAAAUGUGAAAACACCCACACCGUAAUUUUCUAAAAAAAAAAA